AGUUCAGACCACAAUCUUACAGGGGUGUCAAAAUGUUGUCAAGACGCAUGCUUUCCCGUGAAGAGGAGGCCGAAAUUGGCGAAGAGAAGGAAGUGAGAAAGGAAGAUCAAGACAAGAUCAACCGGUUCAGCAGACUUCAUUCUCGCGAAAAGGGGCUCGAAGAAGAGUUGAAGGUGAAGCAGAAGGACAAAGAAGACUUGGAAGAAAUAUCUGGUGAGCUUGAGCUCGCAGAUGAAGAUGACAAAGUUCCAUACAAAAUCGGUGAUUCGUUCUUCAACCUUCCAGUCUCCGAAGUACAGGAAUUGCUAUCAGCGGCCGUGGAGCGCAUUGAUGGCGAAGUGAGCGCGGUCGAAGAGAAACUCAGCGAGUACCGCGAAGAGAUGCAAACGUUGAAGACCGCACUUUAUGGCCGUUUUGGCAAGAGCAUUAACCUCGAAGUUUGAAGACGCCGCUGGAAAAUCGCUGAAGCGUGGGAACCGCCAAACAUGUUCUUCGCCGGUGUUCGCACCCAUGCUCACCAACCUGGACGAGGUCGAAACCGCGGCCUCGCUCGGCUGCACAACGUCGCACAGUAUGCUCGACUUCACCUGUCAUCUCGAGGUCACCAAUCCUUUGCGGUGGUACGCUGUCUCCUCAACGGCGAGCAUCCCACGUUGAUGCGGGCACACGGCAGGAUAGCCGAGGGACCCAAGACUCUGAUCUAGUGCCGGCUAGCCGUCUACCUCACAUAGCAUCACACACAGGCACAACAGGCUCAGCAAGACUUCAACAGCAGCAGCAAGGUGCGGCCUGCUGACCAUUCAGCGCCGCAGAAGUAGCAUGCAGCGCCGAAGAGUUUGUUAACCAAACACAAACC
This is a messenger RNA of Cercospora beticola, 856 nucleotides long. RefSeq lists its product as uncharacterized. NCBI's taxonomy places the organism in Eukaryota, Fungi, Ascomycota, Dothideomycetes, Mycosphaerellales, Mycosphaerellaceae. Gene Ontology annotation, cellular component: cytoplasm; prefoldin complex. The record is from RefSeq and is a predicted model, not a curated record. Gene Ontology annotation, biological process: protein folding.